Nasonia vitripennis (jewel wasp) is the source of this 438-nucleotide messenger RNA. Its product is annotated as histone H4. Bases 69 to 380 code for a protein of 103 amino acids. Gene Ontology annotation, molecular function: structural constituent of chromatin; DNA binding; protein heterodimerization activity. Gene Ontology annotation, cellular component: nucleosome. The record is from RefSeq and is a predicted model, not a curated record. The transcript has a single exon. Gene Ontology annotation, biological process: nucleosome assembly. Lineage: Eukaryota; Metazoa; Arthropoda; Insecta; Hymenoptera; Pteromalidae.
CCGUUUCCGAGUACCGGCAUCAGUUUGCUGUUUGCAGUCGUCCUCAGCACAUCACUUACGAAGCCAAGAUGACCGGACGUGGAAAGGGAGGAAAGGGUCUGGGAAAAGGAGGAGCCAAGCGCCAUCGCAAGGUCUUGCGUGACAACAUCCAGGGCAUCACCAAGCCCGCCAUCCGCCGUCUGGCCAGACGUGGUGGUGUCAAGCGUAUCUCCGGUCUGAUCUACGAGGAGACUCGUGGUGUCCUCAAGGUCUUCCUUGAGAACGUCAUCCGCGACGCCGUGACCUACACCGAGCACGCAAAGAGGAAGACUGUCACAGCCAUGGACGUUGUCUACGCUCUCAAGAGACAAGGCCGCACCCUUUACGGAUUCGGCGGUUAAAUUACUUCCUGACCCUUUUAUUCACGAAUUUUUAAACAAUCGGCCCUUUUCAGGGCCA